Molecule: messenger RNA, 1536 nt
Organism: Talaromyces rugulosus
Lineage: Eukaryota; Fungi; Ascomycota; Eurotiomycetes; Eurotiales; Trichocomaceae
Exons: 6
Coding region: 1-1536 (511 amino acids)
Biological process (GO): transmembrane transport
Cellular component (GO): membrane
Molecular function (GO): transmembrane transporter activity
Source: RefSeq, a predicted model, not a curated record
AUGGUCGAAUUCGAUGAAAACGAGAUUUCCGAAGUCCCGUCGCAAAGGACCGUCACAAAGCCAGAUGACCUUCACGUCGAGGACGACAUAGUAGAUGUGGAAGCGGCUCCAGUACCUCCAGCGCCCAAUUUCCCCACAAUUGACCCGGCCAUCGAGAAACGCGUGCUUCGCAAGUUAGAUAGACGAGUGCCAAUCAUCACAGGUUUUUUAUAUCUGCUGGCUUUCUUGGAUCGCAGUAAUAUCGGAAAUGCGAAAAUUGCUGGAAUGGAAACGGACUUGUCAUUAAAUGGCGGGGCCUAUGCGUGGCUUCUGACAAUUUUUUACAUUUCCUACACGGUAUUCGAGUUCCAGGCCCUGAUGUGGAAGAUCGUCCCCCCGCAUCGAUGGGCUGCCUUUACGGUCGCUCUUUGGGGAAUUGCGGCAACUUGUCAAUCAGCGGUCCAGAACUGGAGCGGUUUGAUGGCUCUCCGGUUCAUCUUGGGUGUGGCAGAAGCAGGGUUUGGGCCCGGUGUGCCCUACCUCUUGUCCUUUUUCUACCGUCGUCGCGAACUCGGUCUUCGCUGUGGUCUUUUCCUUUCCGCGGCCCCCCUCGCCAACACAUUCGCCGGUGCAUUAGCAUAUGGAAUCACAUCAGGACAUCCUAAGCUAGCAAGCUGGCGCUUGCUGUUUCUCGUCGAGGGCAUUCCCAGUCUUCUUGCUGUCCCACUCGCGUGGUUCUUUCUCCCUGAUUCUCCGGCGGAAGCAAGAUUCCUCACUAAGGAAGAAAAGGAUGUUGCCAGGGCCAGGGGGCUGAGACGGAGCGGCGAAGAAGUACAGAGUGGUGGGAUUGUUUGGAAAGACAUUGGCGAGACAUUGCUUGACGCAAAGCCAUGGCUCACUGCGUUCAUGUACUUUAGCUGCAAUGUCAGCUUCUCGUCUCUGCCAGUGUUCUUGCCCACUAUUCUCAAAGACAUGGGCUUUACUGCAAUCAAUGCGCAAGGCCUUACAGCGCCGCCUUUCUUCUUGUCAUUUUUGGUCACGAUUUCCACCACAUGGCUUGCUGAUAAGAUACAACAGCGUGGCUUGGUAAUCGCAACUUUAUCAUUGAUCGGAGCAAUUGGCUACGUUAUUAUUGCCGCAUGCUCCACCGUUGGAGUGCGGUAUUUUGGAGUCUUUCUUGCGGCCAGUGGCGUGUUUCCUGCUAUUGGCAAUAUUCUGCCUUGGGUUCUUAACAAUCAAGGCUCCGAUACUCGGCGAGGCAUGGCAAUGGUCAUGCUCAAUGUCAUCGGUCAGUGUGGGCCAUUCCUAGGCACCAAUGUGUUUCCCGACAAAGAUGCGCCGACCUAUUCACGGGGGCUGUGGAUCUGUGCCGCAUUCAUGUUUUUCAACACGUUCUUGACAAUCAGCCUUCGGUCCCUACUUGUGUGGGAGAACGGGCGACUGGACAAGAAGUAUGGAACUGCAGACGAGCGCCAGGCAGCGAAGAAGGAGAGCGAGGGGAUAGAGUUUGCUGCGGCAGAAGAGAACUACGGCGCAGACUAUCGGUAUAUGCUUUGA